GAUACUGAUCUGAUUUUUAGUGUUGGAGAAGGGGAAUGGAGUCAGAACUUCAACCUCAACAGCAUCAAAAACAGAUGAACACUGGCUUGACAAGGUAUCAAUCUGCACCCAGUUCGUAUUUUUCCAACAUCUUGGACAGAGAUUUCUGUCAAGAGAUUCUAAACCGGCCGUCGAGUCCCGAAACAGAACGAAUUAUCGCCCGGUUACUAUCGAACAGCGACGAUGCCGGUGGCGGUGGCGGGGAUAAUUCGGAGAACAUUUCUGACCAGAAUCUGGGCUCGAUAACGCCAAACUCACCCCUUAGAGGAACGACAGUAAAAAUAGAGCCGCAAACGCAGAUAAUGACACAAAUGAACUACUUUGUUCCACAGAAUUUUUCUCAAAGCCAACCUCAACAGCAUUUGUCAAAUCAGCAACCAAAUUCAACCAUGGAUUACCGGGUUCAGAGCUCGACGGAGAUGGCGUGGCCAAAAGAGAUGAAGAUGGGAAAUGGCAAUAAUUCGAUUCUUAUUCGACAUAGCAGCUCCCCUGCAGGGUUAUUAUCAAAUAUAAACAUUGAAAAUAUCUAUGGUGUGAUGAGAGGAAUGGGAGAUUAUGGAAGUAUCAAUAGCGGUAACAAAGCAGCUGCAUUUCACUCGGCAAGCAGGCAGCCUCCAUCUAGGCUAACGAGUCCGAAACCUAGCUCCGAUAACAUUUAUUCGUCGGGGUUUCCGGGUUCUUCUUGGGACGACUCGAUGAUGAUUUCCGAUAACAUUUCCGGUGUAAAAAGACUCAACGAAGGCGAUAGUUCCGGCUUAGACUUCGACGGAGCAGAAACUCAGAACACGAUGGUGGCCGAAAACCAUCCACCCCAACUUUUGGCUCAUCAUUUGAGUUUACCGAAGAGUUCGCCGGACAUGUCUGCCAUCGAGAAGCUAUUGCAGUAUCAGGAUUCGGUUCCGUGCAAGAUCCGGGCCAAGAGAGGGUGUGCCACUCACCCUAGAAGCAUCGCUGAGAGGGUAAGAAGGACCAAAAUAAGCGAACGCAUGAGGAAGCUUCAAGACCUUGUUCCAAACAUGGAUAAGCAAACAAACACAUCCGACAUGUUAGAUUUGGCUGUUGAUUAUAUCAAAGACCUCCGAAAACAGGUGGAGACACUCUCGGAGAAUCGUGCAAGGUGUUCGUGUGGUUCCAGGCACCAGCAGCAACAAUAGUAGGUGAUGAUAGGUAAAAAAAACAAGGUAAAAUUAUUGUAGAAACCGAUUCAGCAGCGU
Hibiscus syriacus is the source of this 1253-nucleotide messenger RNA. Its product is annotated as transcription factor bHLH122-like. The transcript has 6 exons. Bases 36 to 1193 code for a protein of 385 amino acids. NCBI's taxonomy places the organism in Eukaryota, Viridiplantae, Streptophyta, Magnoliopsida, Malvales, Malvaceae. The record is from RefSeq and is a predicted model, not a curated record. Gene Ontology annotation, biological process: regulation of transcription by RNA polymerase II. Gene Ontology annotation, cellular component: nucleus. Gene Ontology annotation, molecular function: DNA-binding transcription factor activity, RNA polymerase II-specific; RNA polymerase II cis-regulatory region sequence-specific DNA binding; protein dimerization activity.